GUAGUGGACUGAGUUCGUUCCGUCUAUCUUCCUUCUCUCUUGAAACGUCAAUUGGUUUUGGCUGCUAAUCCACUCCUCAGCUGCAGAAGAGACGAAACAAAUUCUUCUUUUUCGGAAGGUCUGCUCAAGAAAACAAAAAAACUUGAGCUACAGGGAUCAAAAAGUAUCAAAUUUACUCCGGCAUGUAUGUCUGCACUUGAGGAUCUUCUUUAUCAUGUUUAUUUUGUUCAAUCUCCCAGACCAAGCGAUUAUGAUCAAAGGAGAGAUUUGGUUCGUAUUUUUAAUCUGAUGGCAAGGGAAACAUUCGGUAAUCACAGUGAAUUCCCUGUUGUGGAACCUUUUGGGUCUUUCUUAAUGGAUAUGUUCAGUGCCGAAAGUGAUCUGGAUUUAUCUAUUAAUUUCAGUGACGAUAGGGUUGAAUUUCCCCGAGAGAAGAAGAUUCAAGCACUCAGAAAGUUUGCCAAACUCUUGUAUCCUCUUCAAAGAAAAGGGCAUGUUUCUUCUGUCCAACCCAUCUUGAGAGCUAGGGUGCCUAUUCUGAAAUUUGUGGAUCGUGGAACUGGAAUUGAGUGUGAUAUUUCAGUUGAAAACAAGGAUGGCAUUGUCAAGUCCCAGAUUAUUCACAUUAUUGCUGCAAUAGAUGAAAGAUUUCAGAAACUAAGUUGUCUGAUGAAAACAUGGGCAAAGGCACAUGACAUUAACAGCUCAAAAGAUCACACUAUGAACUCCUUAUCCAUAAUAUCAUUAGUCGCGUUUCAUUUACAGACUCGCAGCCCUCCUAUUUUACCAGCAUUUCGUGACCUAUUUAAAGAUGGCACUGAUCCUGCAUGUGCGAUGAAAUUGGUCCAUGGUUUUCUGCAAUAUGGUAAAAGAAAUAAAGAAUCUUUAGCUGAACUCUUUCUGACUCUGUUGACUAAGCUGGUAUCGGUUGAGACGCUAUGGCCUGAAGGUCUUUGUGCAAGUACAUAUGAAGGAUGUUGGAUAUCUAAAACAUGGGAUUCUAAAGUUGGCUAUAUAAAUAUUGAGGAUUUCACUGAUAGGUCUCAGAAUGUUGCAAGGUCAGUUGGAGAGGAAGGGUUCCAGAAAAUCUACAAGUGCGUCCACACAUCUCUUCAUUACCUGUCAGCCUUCAUGGAUGAUAGAAUUCAAGCACCCAAGUUGGAAGGACUUUUUUUCGGGCCUGAACCUCAUUCUAAUCUAAAAAAUGAUGCUGCUGUGAAUCUUAAGAGAAGCUUUCCCUUCUCCGAUCCUGUAAUGCUGCCACCCCCCUCCAACCCCAUCCCAACAAAGAGGAUGCGGUUUGAAGGAGUUCCAGUAGGAGAAUUCAAACCACAUGGUUGGAUUCCAUGGGAUCAUGCUUCUCAGAUUCAACCUAUUCCUAAUCAACAUCCUCCAGUUGUAGCUCAAGAAUAUUGUUACAGAUCAGAGCAAGUGCCUUCUGGUUCUGUAUGGUCAGGUGGUCCUUCGCACAUCUCUUCUGUUCCGCCGCCAUAUGGGCGAGGAUUGCAGCAAAGCCCCUGGUUUGUGGGAUCGCAAAAUAUGAAUCACAUGCUUAAUCGUGAACUAGCGCAUGCAACACAUUUCCAACCCUGGUGCUACCACAACCCAGGAUAAGGGGCCAUUUUCUGUAUGUACAUGGUUAGCUUCCUUGAGAUCCAAUUCUGAUGCCAAAUGGUCGUUGAUUUCUUCCCUGUCAGUAGGUGUAAAUUUUUCUCAUAGACAUCAUCUCCACAAAGAUCACCUAGACUGACAGAAAUGCACGUUUGUUUACUUAGAAAAACAUAAACACAUCAUCUAGGGAGAGAUGUCAAUCAAUGGUGGAAACUUCUAGGGCUAACCUCUACAAAGAUAAGGUGAUCUUUGAAAAUGACUCUGACUGGACAUAAUGCUGUCAAACUGCUUUCAGCUGUGCAAAAAUUUUCCUUGUACUUAGCAAGCUAUGGAUUGGUAGAUUUUUUUGUCAUCAUAGGUGAUCAUGAAACAAGAUGGUUAGUAAGCAUCA
Messenger RNA from Telopea speciosissima, 2002 nucleotides. Its product is annotated as protein HESO1-like. The record is from RefSeq and is a predicted model, not a curated record. Lineage: Eukaryota; Viridiplantae; Streptophyta; Magnoliopsida; Proteales; Proteaceae. Gene Ontology annotation, molecular function: nucleotidyltransferase activity. The coding region runs from base 187 to 1614 and encodes 475 amino acids. Gene Ontology annotation, biological process: RNA 3'-end processing. The transcript is spliced from 9 exons.